Molecule: messenger RNA, 12251 nt
Organism: Pseudoliparis swirei
Lineage: Eukaryota; Metazoa; Chordata; Actinopteri; Perciformes; Liparidae
Gene: stard9
Product: StAR-related lipid transfer (START) domain containing 9
Exons: 32
Coding region: 170-10399 (3409 amino acids)
Biological process (GO): microtubule-based movement
Molecular function (GO): microtubule binding; microtubule motor activity; lipid binding
Source: RefSeq, a predicted model, not a curated record
UAGAAAUGACGUGAACAGCGGACGGCUGGACGGUUGACUCCCGCUCUUUAAAGCUUUUUAACGGAUUUAAUAUGCAAGAAUACUUUAACACAACAAAAAGAAGACUGGAGCUGCUUUUUUCACGCCGGCUUCGAGUUAAAUCGACUGUUGAGAAGUUUUGUUCGCAUUCAUGGCAAACGUUAAAGUUGCCGUUCGAGUCCGCCCUCUCAGCGCGAGGGAGAGGGCGGAUGAAGGAAGGCUAGCAGUUCAGGUGGAGGACAAGCUUGUAAGGGUCAAACAUGUAAAGCUGGAUGGACGUGGCGAUGGCGCUGUCGAUUCGAGGGAGAAGCUUCUGGAGUUUUGUUUUGACUACUGCUACUGGUCGGUGGACCCAGCAGAGCCUCACUAUGCCUCGCAGGAAGAGGUGUUCCAGGACCUGGGUGUGUCGGUGCUGUCCGGAGCCUCCGAGGGCUACAACGUGUGUCUAUUUGCAUACGGACAAACGGGAUCUGGAAAGACGUACACCAUGAUGGGGACACCGGACUCCAUCGGUUUGACCCCUCGGAUCUGUCAGGGUCUCUUUAGGUCUGAAGACACUUUUCCCGAUGAGCAAAACUCAAGCAGAGUAGAGAUCAGCUUUCUGGAGAUCUACAAUGAGCGUGUGCGAGACCUGCUGGGAGGAGGAGAGCAGAAGAAGAGAGCCUCCCUGAGAGUUCGAGAACACCCUGAGAAAGGACCCUAUGUACAAGACCUGUCCCAGCACGUGGUCUCAGACUGCAAGCAGGCCAUGGACCUUUUGGAGGAAGGCAUCGCCAACCGUAUCACCGCAGCAACUCACAACCACGACGCUAGCAGCCGAUCCCACGCCAUCUUCACCAUCCAGUACACGCAGGCAAACCUCGAAAAUAACCUUCCUUCAGAAACUGUCAGCAAGAUUAACCUGGUGGACUUGGCUGGGAGCGAGCGAGCAGACUACCACUACUGCAGGGACAGACUGACCGAGGGCUCUAACAUCAACAAGUCGCUCGUCACUUUGGGCAUCGUCAUAUCUGCUCUUGCCCAGAACUCCCAGAUGUCCAGCAGCUGUCAGAGCAUCAACAGCAUGGCCUCUGAGGUCGAUGGCAGCACGGUGGGAAGCCACAGCAGCUCCCUGUCCGGAGGAGGAGGUGGAGGAGGAGGAGGAGGGAGGAGGCACUGCUUCAUCCCCUACAGAGACUCAGUCCUCACCUGGCUUUUGAAAGACAGCCUGGGCGGCAACUCCAAGACCAUCAUGAUUGCAACCGUCUCGCCCUCCGCUAACAGUUACAACGAGACCCUCAGCACCCUGCGCUACGCCGCCCACGCCAAAAAUAUUGUCAACAAGCCUCGGGUUAACGAGGACGCCAGUGUUCGGCUGAUCCGGGAACUGAGAGAGGAGAUUGACAGGCUGAAGAGCAUGCUGCUCAGCUUUGAAAUGCAGCGUAAUCCCAGUCCAUCCCUGAGCGACGAGAGGGAAGGAAAUAUUUCUGACAUCGUGCUACAGAACGAACUAAAGGUGGAGCAGCUGACGAAGGACUGGACGGAGGGUUGGAGAGACAAGAAGGAGCUGCUGAAGCAGUACAGCGUGGACAUCAACCGAGACCGGGCCGGAUUCCUCAUCAACUCCCUCCAGCCGCACCUGGUUACUCUGGAUGGAGACGUGCUCAGCACCGGGGUCGUCUUCUAUCACCUCAGGGAAGGAAUUACCCACAUAGGACCUCAGGAACAAUUUGAAAAACCACAAAUAGUUCUGCAGGGCAGUGCCAGCUGUGAGAUCGAAAACCACAGCGGCGUGGUGACGCUCCGACCGCUGCCGGGUAGCGUCUGUCUGCUGAACGACCGAGAAGUCACUGAGCCCUGCAGACUGGCUCAAGGGAUGGUGAUCACCUUGGGAGGAGUGCACAAGUUCCGCUUCAAUCACCCGGCCGAGGCAGCCGUCCUCCGGGAACGCAGACGGGCCAGUGAAGUUGGCAUGACCUGCACCUACAUCGACCUUUGCCCCUCCACCCCUAACCACAGCGUCGAAGAUGUGACGCUCCAAAGCCAGCCGGGUGCAUGUCUCUCCCCCGGUGAGCAGCCGACUGCGAGGCAGCGCUUGGAGGAGCAGCAGCGCUACGUGGAGAGUUUGCGACACGAGAUUCAGGCUGAACAAAGGAAGGCUGAGAGAGAGCUGGAGAGGGAGCAGGCCCACCUCCUACAGCAGCACAGAGACAUCCAGCAGUGGAUUACGCAGGAGAAACGACACCUAACGACCGCAGAGCUGAGAAUCACCCACGAGUCUGGUGUUCAGACGGACCGUCUCCCCUCAACCCUCCCAGAGCCGGCAGCAAGUCGUACGUCCGAGGAUCGCGAAGGUCGGACGGUGGACCGGCCGUCCCAGGUGGUACGGGCCAGGAAGAAGGCGGUGCAAGAGGAGCUCCUGAAGCAUCACGCCCUCCGCCGAUCCGAGAGCCGCGUCCGUCGCAGACAGUUGCACUACCAGCUGGAGAGAAUCGCCCGCAAGCGACUUCUGUUGGAAGCCAAGAGAGAAUUGCAGCAGCUGGAAAGGGCCCUGCCUCCAGGACCGGACAGCCCAGAGUCUCCUGAUAUGGGCUCCCCCCCAAAGCUCAGAUCGUUUGUUUCUCGCAGACACUCGUUCUCAGCAGAUCUUCUGUCCCGGCUCGACCCACAGAACACCCCUAUCUUCAGACACUUCCUCAAAAGAAACGCAUCCACAGAACUGACGUCAGAUUCCUUCACAACCUCUGACUCCAUUGGCAGCAGGAAGUGGGUUUCCGAUGAGUGUAUUCCUCGGGAGAGAACCCAGAGUUGUUCCGCUUCGCUCUUCUCGGGACAAAGUCAAGCCAGCUGGAGAAGAGGGAACUCCUCUGAAAACCUCAGGCCGACGGCCAAAGAGGAACCCCAAGCUCAGCCCUUCCGGGAACGACCGGAGAGAAAACCUCUGCUGCCAAACCGAGAGCUGUCUUUUAAGAACAGAUCUGAUCACAACUCUUUGGUCUCUCUGAAGUCACCACUUGGAACGACUUUGCAGCAAGUCUGCAAAGAAAAUACACAAGGAACCACAACUUGCAAAACCAGUUCUCAGAUUGUCCCUUGCAUGAAUGAGAUAAAUCAAUCCCACGCAGGUAACAAUGGACUGGACACCAUUAGGAAGAGUUUCUCUUCUUCUGUUGGGCCGAGGCUAAAAACGGCUCUGUCCAAAGUGUUCAGGAAACCACCAUCCAGUGAGAAUGGUGGACGAAACCCCAAACCUCUGGGGAGGAUAGCGAGCAAAUUUCACUGGAGACAAAGAAGAGACCGGAGCCUUAAAGACACCCAGAUGAACCAAAGCAAAUGUGCCGUUAAAGCGGCCGUCUCGUGCGAGGAGCUCGACCAAAGGACUGCGUUUGAGGACCAUAAACAGAAGCGCUGGCAUAGCACCGAGGCUCUGAUGAGCAACACCAGCAGAUGGGUCGAGACGCAGCAGGGAAUGACGGGAUGGGAGGAAGAGCAAGAGGACGGAGAUGGAGUAAGGUCGGACUGUGAGAGCCUUUUCUCUGUCGACUCUCUGUCCUCUUCUUAUGUGACGGCCCUCGCCAAGCAGCUGAGACUCGAGGAAGCGACUCAGAGCGAAGCGGAGAGCGAAGACAGUCAAAUAUCUAGAGACUCCUUGGCUGUGGAGAGCGGCGGGAAAUACUCAACAGCGGAGAAACGUAGCCAGACGGUGGUGCCGGCUUACUCAUUGGUGACGGGGUGCUCCCGUUCAUUCAUGCGGCACAAUACAGCAGCAGAGGUGAGUUUAGACUGGAAACCUCAAGUAAACCCAGCUGACACGUACUGGAGCCAGCAAGGUUCCCCAAAAUCAAGACACAGCGGUGCCACAACGACGCCUCCUUCCAGAGGCGGAGACAAAUUGAUAGAGGACUUUAGGGAAACCACUUGGACCUUCAGCCCACGCUCCCUGAGCAGCUGCAGUGUGAGGGAGCCGGACAACACGCCGGCACUCACCGACGCCUGGUCCUCCACUGACGCGGCCGACGGUCCCGGGAUUCACGGGGAUUCUCUGCCUUUCCAAAGAAUAACAAUGUUCAAAGGUGUCGCGAGCAGCAGCGGUCCAAGUCCAAUCAGUACGAACCUCUCAGACGCUAAGAGUGGACGUAGCUCUUCAUCCACCAGCACCGAGGGUGUACAUGUAACCGUGCAGGAACGCGGUUUAACAUCGGGAACAUUAGAGUCUCAGAUUCUCACAACGCCAGAGGACGCCCUGAAGCCAGCAGGGUGGUGUGUGGAGCAAGCAGAAAACACAGGGAACGCAGGUAUGUUUACUCCCGACCGCAGCAUCAAAGGUCCAGCACUGUUACUGAACGUAGAACCUCAAACCACUUGUGUGUCUCCCACUGAGAUCCACUGCACUGAACAACAAGCCUCGCCACUAACACUGCUUCAGGAUGGACCUGACAUGGAGGUCGUUGACACGACAAUGUCCUCUGACACGAACACAUGUAUGUCAGGUUAUCAAUCAGUAAUGCAUCCUUCUUAUCAUAGCCAAGUUCAAGUUUUAAAACAAAUGUCUUCCCCUGUAAGCGUCCUCAAACCGUCCACUGUAGAGGAAGAUCUCUGCAUUCUAGAUGGCGCAACAGAAACAUUGACAAACAUGAUCCAACAUGAGCUUGGGAACGCCAAACAUGUAUCUUCUACACGGGACGACAUGUCGGACGAGGCUGAAACCAAAGGAGCUCUGAGUCAGCAGGACAUUGCACUACAGCAGGAGCUUGUUAAAUCGGCUUUUAAAAAUACCAGGAAGAGGAACAAAGACCAGCAGGAGGCUUUCAUGGGCAGCUUGAAAAUUCCAAAAAGGAGCAACGGCAGAGAGUUGGAAACGUUCUGCUCGGCACCAGUUGACAAGGAAGAUUCUUGUGCUGGUGACAGUGACUCAAAAGGAGAACAGUCUCCUGUGGUAGCUGACGAUUCUGUUUUCGCUGAUGGCCGCAUCAGACAAGUCACAGUAGCUUCAGAGGCGUCGCCAGUUCCUGAUCCCAUGAGAAGGCAGCCUGGACAGAUCUUUGAGGACUCUGAAUGUGGUGACAAUGGUCCUCAGAGCAGAGUACUUGGAAAGGGAGAUGUAGCAAUAAAGGAAGCAGCUGCAGAAACACAAGAGGGUGAAUCACAGCUUGAUAAACCCGGAAAACAUCAAGAAAGCAUAAAACACGUAUGCAAGUCGGAUGCUAUUUGUAGCGCUAUUGACCUGAGAAUCUCAGAAGUGGUCAAAGAGCGAGUGCACUUGUCUUUGAUUGACAGCAAGGAUGACGGGAAGGGCGGGAGUCGAAGCACGUUUGCCUCGUCAUCCCCUGCGUGUCAUUCCAGCUGUCAGAGUGAUGAAAAGGGAUGGCAAGAACAAAAGACGAUGGUUAAAAUGAGCGAUGGGGUGAAAAAAGGAGAAAUCCUUGAAGGACACCGUGCACUUGAAAGGAUGAAGCCUGAAGACACAGUGGACCACAGUGAACACCUGUCAUCGGAUGUGUCGGCCGGAUUAAGAACGAGCCGUGAGAGCAACGUGCUUCAAUCUUCUGAAGUAACACGGGAGACGGACCGUGUGCAGAACUUCUCUGAUGUGACAUCAAACAAGUCGGUCUAUCGUCGUGCUUUCCAAACGUCCUCUGCCAAAAACAACAACGCCCAAACAAAGAUGACACUCGACAGCCAGAGAGAGGCGGAACAGUCCACUGGCAACGCCACUUGGCAACCAGUUAGUCUGUCCCCGAUUACUUGUUCCUCCAUCCAUCCUACAGGAACGACUGUGGAGAACGAUGCUUCGAAUGAAGUGGACGCCGGGAGCUCUGAACUCCACCAAGUACCCAGAGAAACACCUCCCACCACGGGCGAUGCAAAGAAAAACCGUGGCUGUAGGCAUGAAAAGGACGUUGGUAUGGAAGCCACAUCUAACGCUGAAGAUAAAGACUGUUCGCACAAGCAUCAUUUCCAAAAUAGUCCUCGCACAAAAUUAUUAUCCGAUGGAGAAACUCUUCACAGCAGCCAAAACGAGUCCACCGAUGAUGGCGCCUCUACGGACGGGUUGUUGGUUCCUCCUGGCCGUGAUGGGAAAAGUGAAACAGAAAACACAAGCGGAGGCAAACCGUGUGUCACGGCACAGAGUGCGUUCAGAUGUUCACAGAAUCGUACAAAUACCUCGGUGCAGACUUGUGUGGUAAAUAUGAAUUACCGCAACAAAUGCGAACGUGUAUCAAAUUCGACGUGCGAAUCGGUUAAAGAAACACAAAAUGACAAAGAGACUCCAGAGAUCUGUGCAGAGUCCAAACAUGAAGCGAGUAUUUCAGGUUCUAUUCCGCCGCAACACGCUUUGGCACCGGGGAAUGCCAUCAAGCAUACGAGACGCUCCGGAUCUGUGACGUCAAAAGAGGAUCAGCCUCACGCACCUGGAGACGAGCUGAAUCGAUCUGCUCUUCUCUCUAAAAAGGCCAAGUCGAAGAGGUUGAGGAAGACUAAGAUGCAGACUCAUCCCGCGUCUUCCACCGAGUCCUCGCCCAGGUCAUCGGACGAGGACGAGGAGGACGAGCAAACCACCAGAAUGCAUCAAAGCCGGCUCGCAUCGAAAUGGGUGAAGCUCUGCGCUCUGAGCAACGGUAGACCAGAAGUCCGACAGGUCCAAAGUGAAGAUGCAGAUGUGUGUACCGCAGUGUCGGUGAGCAAAUCUAAAACGAUGAGUAGAAGUGAAGUUAAAGCCCCAAAAAGACACACUUUACAAGUCAUGUCCCAUGGGACAACUGUAGAAAACAUCAUCUCGUACGCAAAGGAGAGUGAAUCGCAGCGGGACUCCCCGAUGCAUUUUGCCUCCAGCGACAUCAACCCGUUCGUCCACCAGCGGCACGGCGAGGACUCAAACCAACCGUCCUAUAAGAACCCUGCAUUCGGGAGCGCCGCCGACCUCUCCUGUAAAUCUCCACUUUUGAAUGCCGCCGAGAAGCGAAUCACAAGAUGCUGCAGCGUCGACAACGGUUUGAACGGGCAGAACUCGCCCUUCUGUUCCCACCUGAGCACGUACGCCGCCGACAAGGGGCUCUCCGGCACGCCGAGCAGCACGGACGAUUACGAGGAACGAGGGAACGAAAGCGCUCGGCUCUCGAGUCGACCGGCCGACCCGACGGCGACCGCCGGUUCUUUAAGCUACGAGCCCCAGGAGAGCAAAGUACCAGCCCGAAGGAGGAGGACUUGCGAGGAUGGCACUCAAACUGAGCACGGCCUUCAGACGGUGAAUACCGGCGGCGGCGCUCCACAGAGGAGAGAGCGCCACAAGAGGAGUAACACGGAAGUGCCGGCGACCCAGAAGACCAGAGUGGGAAUAAAAGAAUCUCCGACGUGGGCCAGUAUGGAGAGCAUGUCGGCUCACCUCUCCAAGCUGAUCGACAGCACCUCGGACCUGCUCGGCGACGUCCAGGAGAUGAGAACGGGCGAAGUCUCCAAGUCCAGUCCGAACCGGAGCGUCCGCAAGUCCAACGUCGGCGUCUCUCGCAGCGAGUCCGGUGACGGCGCCCAGAGGGACCGCUCGACGCAAACGGCCGUCGAUGUCGGGAUCCAGACGGAGAGGUCUUCUUCGACGCCGGCCGCGGAGGAAGUCGCCGCUCAUCAAAAGCCCGGCGAGGGGUCCAAAUCUCACAAGGUCAAUGUGAUCGUCAAGGUGAUCGGUUCUGAGGUUGUCGGCGUGUCCCGAGACGGGACCGCGGACCGCGUGGAGAAGAUCCAGAGCGGUCCCGAUCGGAGCUUUAACACCUGCGCCUCUCAAUCUGAGAACAGAGCAGCUCCCGCGAAGACGCCGGGCGAAUGUCAAAGACGUGUGAGAUCCGCUUCGUCUCGAGGCUCGAAGCAAAGCACGCCGGAGCCGCUGGGUCUCAAAAGUGUCCCGACAUCUGAAGUCUCUCGCAGGUUGUCGCAAAACGGCCAUCGAGAAAAGCCCGGUCCCCUUUUUACGCUUUCCUUGAAGAAACAAGCGACGUACACGGACCGCGCGUCGUCUCCCAUUCGCACCGUGGGAACACGUUUACGCGCGAAGCCGAGAGGAAACUAUCAUUCUGAGAGCGACGACCUCGGCGUGUCGUCCAGCAAACGAUCCGUUUCAGAGGAUGAGCAAAGACGAGACGGUGACGUUUCCUCUCGCGCAUCAGAAUCUGUGUCGCUUGAGAAGGUGAGCGACACGAGUCGCUCGAGCCCUCGAGGCCCCGUGAGCGUUGCUGCAUCAAUGGAUAGAUACACAGUCGGGAGGAAUGUCACCGACGACGACUCCACGCGGCAGUGGAGGACUUCUCCUUCCUCAAAUGGUUUCACGAUACGGAACCACAUUUCUCCCAUAUUAAGACCAGCUGACGUGCACAAACAGGCUGAAGCCCCAUCGGGCUACUCCAGGCCUGCGGUCGAUCCCGUAGAUGUUUUUGUUGACUCGUACCACCCGCCCCCGGGCAGCAACGGGACGGUUCAACUCCAAGAGGACGACGUGGCGUCGCUGGCGCUCAGCGAGUGCAACACGGACGUCCUCACGAACAUCGAUCCCGUCGCCAGCGUCUCCCCGUCUCGACGCCACCAAAGGGGCCCGGAGGACCUGCCCGUGCACAACAAGUUCACCGGCUGGUCGGGCGUCAACCCCCAGCAGUCGAAACAGUGCGACAAGACGGGGGCACUUCCUCCUAAAGACGACGAUGACGGGAGCAGAAACUGGGACGAGAUGGAGAGCUCCGGCUGGAAUGUGGAGUCUGACCGACGGGCCAGAGAGAUCGAGCGGCUGCGACAGGAGAGGGAGCGGGUGAUGGCGACGGUGAGCCUCCACGUGAACCCCACACCUCUCACCGUGGAGCUGACGGAGGCCAAGCUCCACUACGGCCUCGGGGAGACGGACACGCUGUUAAAGAUGCUGUCGCCGAGGACCAGAGGCGAGCUGGAGGCGCCGGCCUCUCCGUCUACGAAACAACGGCUGUAUGACGAACACCGCAGGAGUAUCGAGGGUUUGAGGCAGCAGAGGGAGGAACGUCUCCAGACUCACCACAGAGCUCGAAGUCUGAGUCCCAGCAGACAUCCGCGCUCCUCUUCACAAGAGGUUUCCUCCCCCAAGGCGUCUGCCGCCAUGCCCGGUAGGCGUAAAGAGUCCCUCCAACCGCUCCGCCAAGAGGUCAUCAGUGCCACCAGAAUACCGGACCCCCAACGAGGAGACGGCCGCUGUCCAUCUGACAUCGAGCAGAUGCUGCGGGACUACGGCCGAGCCCGGGAGGAGGCCCGGACGGAGAUCGCUAAGGCGAGAGAGCGACUGCGAGAGAGGACGGAGCAGGAGAAGAAGAGGCUCCAGCAGCAGCAGGGCCUGUCUCAGGAAGUCACGGAUGACCUGAGACAUCGGACCAGAACCAGUAACAGCACCUUAUGCACCGGGUCCAGCCUGAGUCUUUCCUCCGGACCAACAUCGGGGUACAACAGUGGAAACACGCUGCAGCACGGCAACAGACCACUUCUGACUGGACAGAUCCCCGGGCUCCUGGACGAAGGGCUGAAGGUCAGGACGCGUCCGCCUGCAUGUGGUCCUCAAAGUGUGAAGUCACAGAGAGCCUGGCUGUCUGCCCACGAUGUCCGCCUUGAGCCGCCCGUCACCUCGUUUGAGCCCCUGAUGACGUCCUCGCCGUCACCCUCAACUUGUGCACGUCAACGCGCCGCCUCCUUCGGCUCCUCCUCCUCCAUCUCCACGACCUAUCAGGACAUCACAUCGAGUCUCCUUGGCCGCGCUCUGGCUGAGGUGCGACUGGCUUCUUCUGGGGAUUUGAGCAACCUGCUAAUGAGCAAGACCACAGCGGGCUGGAGGUACCAGGGAGAAGAGCGAGGCGUGCAGGCAUACUACAAGGCCUCCUCCAGCCCGUCUGUCCACGGUUUCCUUGGAGCCGCGGAGCUGGACAGACCUGUGGACGCUCUGUGGUCCACCAUCUGCCAGCUGUCCAGGAGCCACGCCUACAACCCGUCCGUCCGCUCCGUCUGGACACGACCACUAGAUGACAGCACUCAGCUGUUUCACGUCCUAACGGAUCCCUCCGCCUGCCACCUCAGCCAGCCGCGGGACUUCUGCUGCAUCAGCACCGAGUCCAAGCAGGCCGGCUUGUGCGUGCUGGCGAUGCAGUCGGUGUUCGAGGAGUCGCUGCCUCGUCCCGGCGUGGACGCCGUCCGCGGGGAGAUGAUGCCCAGUUGCUGGAUCCUGCAGCCCAUUAGACGCGGUGGACGGGAAGCCACCAGGGUCGUCUACCUGCUACAGGUGGACUUAGGAACUCCAUCCUUCCCUCACCGACUGUUGAACACUGUUGCCAGAAGACACGCGGCCGUCAUCGCCGAUCUCGAUGCCUUACUCGCCAAAUCCACGGGAGUCAUGGCGACACGUCGGCAGUGAGCACUUGGGACUAAACCGUCUCCCUCAUGGAGUUGGUCUGUCUUUUUGAAUUUGCACCUGAAAUUAAUUUACUUGACUUUUUCUUGUUAUUCUAAGAGCACUGUUCUAUUGUUUCCCAGUAACACCGUUGAAGCUUUAUAUAUAUACAAAUAUAUAAAGGUAUUUUUUGAUAAAAUAUUGAGACUGUAUUUUUAUAUUUGCGAUGUACAUGAAUACAUGUAACAAUCAUAAUCCUAUUGUACCAAAGAUUAAUUAGAAGUCCGAGGGAAUGACUUGCCAUGUUCAGUGUUCCGCGUUUCUGUCUAGACGGCUUAAUAAUUAAUUAUCCAGGACUUGAAAGCUAUUCCACUUUAUCGCUUCAUCAAUGUGACGAAACGGGUCUAAAGUCACCUGAGUAUCUGCCAUUUAAGUCCCUUGAUGCCUGUUCGCUAUAGAGUCUCUAUUGAUUUUUUUGACAGCCAAAUAUGUCAACGUCAACAAGGUUAUCAUAGCUGGAAAACCUUUUUUAAAUUAAAUUUAAAGAGUCCAUCAACACAUAAUAAAGGUUGUAUUGAUUUGUAUUUACUACACAAGAGUGUUCACUCUCUAUCUAUGAUGGAUGGAUAAAUAGAUGCGGCCCCUUUGUGGUUAUACAAGAGGCUGCAACACUGUUCCAUAUCUGGGUCAAGCAGUUUUUGCAAAUAUUUGCAUGUAAAUGCUUUGUUUCUGGAUAGACUUGGAUAGAUAACAAGGGGGGCGGCAGAUAUGACUAUGAAUAUAUACAUGGAUUUGAAGGUCAGUUGAGUUUAUGUCAUCCGAGUUGAUGAGGUGAACCACUAAAAAACAUGAUAAAAUGAAGAAUAAAAAGGUCAAAUAUAUGUGAGGGGACUGUAUGGAAAACACUUUACUUUAAUGUCAGGCUCUCUGUGCAGUACGUGUGUCACACUUAAACACAAUUAAAUACAUUUAAAGGUUAAGAGAAAACAUGAGGAACCGCGGCGGAGGAAGUGAAAUAAGGUUCAACUCCUCCAAUAACGUCCGUGCAGUCCCCGUUGGAUCGUAAUGUGUUGCAUUGAAGGAAUAUUGAGGAUGAUUAGGCUCCGCCUCCACCGGCAUUUGUUACGUCACCUGUAACCAAUCAGCAGCGAGGACCCGAACCUUUAAAAAAAAGCGUUUGUAGCAGAACAGGGACUUUCAGGACUUUUGGGGUAUAAACGCUAAAAGAUGCUGCCCCCCCCCCCCCCCUAACCUCCCUUUUUAUGCAUUAUUAAAGCUGCAGUAAGACAUGGACACAAUUAUGGUACCCUGAAUCUUAUUAAGCUCAGUUCUUAUGGCCCGUUUCUCAAGUGUGUUUGGUAUUUAUUGUUGUUCCUCUUGCCUUCUGUUGAAUGUGUUUUUCUAUUUUCUAUUUAAUGGGCAGAGAGUGUUUACGGCCGCUUGCACAAGACCGUUAAUGCAUUUAUUAAUGCCGCCUAUUAAGAAGUGAUUUUGUCUUUUUUUUGUUGGCACAGUGUUGCAGAUAUGCAGGCGCCGAUCAAAGGCGUCCCGAUAUGAAGCCAUAUUAUUUACAGGAGUUGAAGGAAGCGCUCGCAUUGAGAUUUAAAAGAACCAAAGAAGACACAAAUACUGUGUCGCGGCCAGAGUGAAGGAACAUACACAACUUUUUGAACUGAUAUAUUUUUUUUUUUAUGUUUCUAUAUAUUUGUAUGUGUUCCUUUUCUUUUUUGUGUAAGAAAGCAUUGUUAUUUAUGUUUUUAUGACGUGUUGUAAGUGUAUUUUAUUAUAAACAGCCUGCUUCCCGAUGCUAAUGAGAUCUUAUGUGGCCCGUGUGUUUGGCCGUUUUUUAUACGAAUACAAUACAUUUUAAAGUGAA